Molecule: messenger RNA, 531 nt
Organism: Drosophila takahashii
Lineage: Eukaryota; Metazoa; Arthropoda; Insecta; Diptera; Drosophilidae
Source: RefSeq, a predicted model, not a curated record
AUGUUUUUAUCGGCCGCCCACCACCACCUUCAAAACUCGGCUGCUGAACUUAACGAAUCCGGAGAGAUUCCGAGUCCGAAUCCGAUUCCGAUCCUCUGCAAUGUGCGCGCCCAACCGCUGAAUCGUGAAAAAACAACAACAACAACGCUAAAAGCAACCUGCAGCGAAACCCAAACAUCCAAAUUCAAACUUCCCCCUCUUCUUCUUCUUCCCACUCCGUUUUGGCAUGGAAAACAUGAAAUGUCUGACCAGGAAACAGAGCUGAGAGCCUCAAAUGCAAGCAAGCCAACGCCAGCGGGAGCAACCAAGUCCAAGUUCACCGACAGCUGAAGAGGAAGCCAGGAGAGGAGGACUUAUCAUCGACUGGGGGUGUCUGGAUCAACUUCCGUUCCGCUCUCAGCAGUAAUCGCUGAGUUGAGGGCACAAACAACUUACAAGAAAACAGAGUCAUUCAAGUCGCACCACUGACUCAUUCGUUUGAGUCGCGAAACGAACGAACGAACGAACAAACAAACAGAUAAGGAUUCCGGA